Molecule: messenger RNA, 1353 nt
Organism: Mangifera indica (mango)
Lineage: Eukaryota; Viridiplantae; Streptophyta; Magnoliopsida; Sapindales; Anacardiaceae
Product: ubiquinone biosynthesis protein COQ9, mitochondrial
Exons: 6
Coding region: 83-982 (299 amino acids)
Biological process (GO): ubiquinone biosynthetic process
Cellular component (GO): mitochondrial inner membrane
Molecular function (GO): lipid binding
Source: RefSeq, a predicted model, not a curated record
GAAACUGUUUAGAUUUUCCUGGCCGGUCCCAACCAAGAACUCUGCUCCUCACUUUCACUAUCGGCAAACUAGCGGGAAAAAAAUGUACAGAACGGCGGCGAAGCGCUUCCUCUAUGGUGCGACCUCUGGUAAUAUUAGCGCCGCCCGUAUCGGAUCACUCCCUAAUCUUCAGAAUAUCAUUAGCUUUUACCCAUUCUCAACUUCUUCACCUGAUCCUCAUUCAGUCUCUAAUCAACCUCCAAACCUCGAAAUUCCUCAUGUUUCAAAUUCUUCAUCUUCGUCUUCGUCUACGGCUGGGGAGUCUCGGCGCUUUAAGAGACAGAGGCCGGGUGUCGACUACCAAGACGAGCAGGCCCGAGUACUUAAGGCCUCCCUCCGACACGUCGCAAGGCUGGGAUGGACUGAAGGGGCUAUGAUUGCAGGUGCAAGAGAGAUCGGUGUGUCUCCUGCCAUCGUUGGAUCUUUCCCUAGAAAAGAAGCCUCUCUCGUUGAGUUUUUCAUGGAUGAUUGCCUACAAAGGCUUAUUGAUAUAAUUGAUUCGGGGGAGGAUUUACAGAAUUUGAUACCAAGUGAGCGCAUCUCCAAGCUCGUCAAAGUUCGUCUAGAAAUGCAAGCACCCUACAUAUCCAAGUGGCCACAAGCUCUUAGCAUCCAGGCACAACCAUCAAAUGUUCCCACAAGUUUUAAGCAGCGAGCAAUGCUGGUUGAUGAGAUUUGGCAUGCUGCUGGUGAUGAGGCCUCUGACAUAGAUUGGUAUGUGAAGCGCACAAUCCUUGGAGGAAUAUACUCAACAACUGAGAUUUACAUGCUGACUGAUAGUUCCCCAGAUUUUCGUGACACAUGGACAUUUUUGGAUGGUAGAGUGAGAGAUGCGUUUGAUCUAAAGAAGACCAUUCAGGAGGCAAAGUAUUUGGCAGAAGCCGUUGGUGCUGGAAUGGGGGGUUCUAUCCAAGGAUUUGUGAACAAAAUUUUUCAGAGAUGAACAACGUUGAUGAUUUAUAUGAUUAAAAUUAUUUCACAUGCAUCAGACUGCUCAAUUCUGGUGAAACUAUCGUGCCUUCUAGAUAUAGUUUCUUCUGACGGGGAGUUCAAACUGGGAGAUGCUUUGUUUCUGUUGUUAGUAUUUUGAUUAUCACCAAACUGCCUUGAAUAUUUCCUUUGUCCAUGUUCAGUCAUUUGCCGCUUGAAGUUCAGGCUGUGGUCGAAGCCCGAGAAGCUCUGUAGAUGUUGCAUGGUUGAACCUAUUGCUUUCUGGCCGAUCUACUCCUUGGAGUAAUGUUCAUAUUCUUUAUAGACCAUAUCACUGGUUAAAUGAUAAUAAUUGAGCCUCGAGGAAGGUAAAAGUUGGAUUCA